AUGCCUAAAGUCAUCUUAAGAAGCGCGAGAACCUCCAACAAACAAGUCAACCCCUCUCUAUCGGGGAAAACGCUUCUCAUCACCGGCAGCAACAGUGGAAUUGGUCUAGCUUGCGCACAAAUCGUGCCCACACUCGGGCUCUCACGCCUCAUCAUGGCCGUUCGAAGUGUCGAAAAAGGGGAAGUGGCCGCGGCGCCCAUUCGCAAGGAACACCCAAACUGCACAAUCGAAGUUUGGGGUCUCGACAUGCUAUCCUACCCAUCAAUCCAAGCGUUUUCGGAGAGAUGCAAAACGCUUCCAAAGCUGGACAUGGCGAUUUUAAACGCCGGUGUUGGAAGCGGAUCCAUAUUCCACCUGAACCCCUCAACAGGGCACGAGGAAACGUUCCAAGUGAACUACCUCUCCACCGCCCUCUUAUCACUGUUGCUGCUUCCCAUCCUUGCCGCAAGGUCACCCGCCUCCGCACCAGGCCGGCUCACCAUCGUCGGUUCUGGCACAGCCUUAUUCGCGAAAUUCGAGAACCGGAACGCAGUCCCGCUAAUACCGUCCUUUGACACCCCAAUUUCCGGCUUCGCCGCGGCAGGAGAGCGGUACGGGACGACUAAGAUACUCGUCAUGAUGUUCAUGCACAAGCUUUCUGAGUUCGUACGGGCGGACCAGGUGGUUAUCAAUGCCGUCGGGCCAGGCCUCACAUCAGGGACGUCACUACAUCGAGAGUUUACCGGACCAGGAAAGUAUAUAAUGGCAGGAAUGAAGAAGGUUGCUUCAAGGACACCCGAACAGGCGGCUUGGACGUAUGUCGAUGCUGUAGCGGUCCAUGGGAAGGAGAGUCAUGGCGGGUUCAUCAUGUUUUGGGAAGUUUGUCCAUUUCCGAGCGUGAUGUACACAAACGAUGGAAAGCGGGCUAUGGAGAGGCUGUGGAAGGAAACAAUGGCUGAACUGGAAUUCGCUGGAGUGGAAGGCAUACUCGACUCGAUGAAGAAGAUCUAG
Westerdykella ornata is the source of this 990-nucleotide messenger RNA. Its product is annotated as putative short-chain dehydrogenase/reductase family protein. The transcript is spliced from 2 exons. Bases 1 to 990 code for a protein of 329 amino acids. The record is from RefSeq and is a predicted model, not a curated record. NCBI's taxonomy places the organism in Eukaryota, Fungi, Ascomycota, Dothideomycetes, Pleosporales, Sporormiaceae.